Nannochloropsis gaditana CCMP526 is the source of this 506-nucleotide messenger RNA. RefSeq names its product dnaj dnaj protein. Gene Ontology annotation, cellular component: extrinsic component of membrane. The transcript is spliced from 3 exons. Gene Ontology annotation, biological process: protein retention in Golgi apparatus; protein targeting to vacuole. The annotation marks the transcript as partial. The record is from RefSeq and is a predicted model, not a curated record.
ACGACAGCAGCUUCGGGGUAGACAUGAUGGAGCAAGAUCAUGCGCACGCAGAGCAGCGGGAGGAGAAAAGUGCGGUGGAAGCGUCUUCAAACGCCUUGUCCUCCGCGUCGGAGCGCACGACAUCAAAUCCCAAGACCCCCUCCUCCUUCCUUUCUUACGCCCCCCGUGACGCCUCAGAGGGCUUGGCAGAGGGACUGAAAUCCAUCGCCCUCGGCGUCGGCGCGGGCGUUGCAGGCUUAGUGGCCAUGCCCGUGGUUGGAGCGAGGGAGAAAGGCGUGUCGGGGUUCUUCAAAGGGCUUGGGCAAGGCGUCCUAGGGGCCGUGGUCCUUCCGACUGUGGGGGUCGUGAAUGGCGUGGUGGAGAUAGGGGCGGGUAUUGUGAAUACACCAGAGAGUGUGAAUGCCCGAAUGGAAGGGCGGUCUUGGGACGAGAAACAGCGAAAAUGGAUCCGUUACGAUUUGAAGGAAGAGGCCACCCGGGUCUUCCAGGAGGAGAAGGAGGAAGAA